Molecule: messenger RNA, 3615 nt
Organism: Triplophysa dalaica
Lineage: Eukaryota; Metazoa; Chordata; Actinopteri; Cypriniformes; Nemacheilidae
Product: rho guanine nucleotide exchange factor 28-like
Exons: 27
Coding region: 1-3615 (1204 amino acids)
Biological process (GO): regulation of Rho protein signal transduction
Molecular function (GO): guanyl-nucleotide exchange factor activity
Source: RefSeq, a predicted model, not a curated record
AUGAAGCUCAGCAGAAAAGAGGUUCCUAUUUACGGCCAAGCAAAAGUUUUUGCUCUGAUCUCCUCGGUUCAGGAGGAGGAGAUAUUUGUGGUUCUAGAGGGAUCAACUCUACUACACGUUUUACAAACUAGAGUUCACUCCAUGUUGUACUUCAUCGCUCCAGGUCAUAACAAAUCAGAGUCGGUGUGUGUGCGAGCGUAUACAUAUAGUGAUGAUGAGGUAACGUGUGUGGGCAUGACUUUUUUAACAUACGUGGAGGACGACGCCCAGGAAUUGGCUGAAUACCUGGUAACCCAUAGCGACUGCAUCAGCACCACUGAACAUAGAGAUUUAAUUUCUCGAUACGGUUUGAAUGAUAGCACUGCGCGGGCACAGAUGGAUGAAAGGGUCACGCUUGCCCUAGCUAAUCUACACACCCCGCACAAUCUCCUCGGCCAAUCAGCACAAGAAUCUCUACUGCACAUGUGUGUGCGGCUGGGUUUUGUGGCCGUCUCCGAGUUUCUUCUCAAUCAGCCUGGUGCCUUGAUGGCUAUCACCUCGGCCAAUCAGGACGGGGACACACCCCUACAGCUGGCCCAAGAGACCAAUCAGCACACGUUGAUUAAUCUCUUCCAGCACCCUCCAAAUCCAUUAGCUUCACCCCUGGCAGGUGUAUCUCAGGUACGGGUGGGCAGAUCCCACCUCCUCAGGUUUAGCCACGCCUCUGGGAUGCUGUGUCUGUCUGUGUGUGUGUCGGAGUGCACGGUCACAACACAAACCUUACAAUCAUCAAUUCUGAUUCUUCGAGAGUUCCUAAGAGACACUGCACUUCUAAACAAGGUGUGGAUAAACGGUUCUUCUCUGGAUGAAGAGGAGGAACUUUUAUCAUCCGAUUCUCUUUCCAAUAGUUCAGAUGAACACACAACUUACACCGACUCAACAAGCAGUUCCCUCACUGGCUCCAGCGUUACCAUAACAACGAGCAUCAAGACCCUGGAAGCUGCAGAUGAUCAGAUCUACUCUGAAGCUUCCUUAGAUUCUGAGACAGAUUCAGAGUCUGAGCCAUCUGAAACAGACUCGCCAACAUCUGACAUAUCGCCCAUCUGCAGCCCGAAAGACGAGCCAUUCCCUUCCAAUGAUGAAGAAACAUUAGCCGAAAUGGAAAGAAUGCAGUGCAGUAAGUCAGAGGAGGAGGAGAGAGAUCAAUUCAUCCCUCCAUCCAAGAGCGAGACAGAGAAAUAUAAAGUGAGUCGAACGCUGAGCUUUCUAAGGAGCCGUAUGGUCAACACCAAAAUCAAAAACAGGGCCAAUACCGAUGUUGGUUCCGCCCUGCAUCAGCUCUGCUUCCCACAGCAGCCUGUUAAUACAAUCUGUGAGGUGUGUGAGCAAGAUGAAAAUGACCAACUUCAGCAGUGUAUAUGCUCAUCCAGUCACAGUUCUCCAUCUCUGUUCCUGACCAACGACAACAACAUUAUGACACGCAGGAAGCGGAGUAACAGUGAGGGGUGUGGCCAUGAUGUAACAUUACGGAAAAGUUGGUCUUUGAUUGGUCAUUCAUCUGGAACAAGCCCCACCUCCAAUUCUUCUGAAUAUUCCUUUGCUCGCGUAUCAUUUGACUACACUGCUGAAUCUUGGAGUGCUGCGGUGGAUGCAGAAUUCAGGAUGACACUUGACAAAGAGGUCAUCAAGAGACAGGAAAUCAUUUAUGAACUGAAGCAGACAGAAUUUCACCACGUCCAGACUCUCUCUGUCAUGGCUGACGUUUUAAGGCGGGGUUUGUCAGAGGAAGUGCAGCUGGAGCCGGACGUGAUUGGUCAGAUUUUCCCAAGGCUGGAUGAACUCAUAGCUCAUCAUAAAAACUUUCUUAUCUCUAUGGAGACAAGACAGUGGGCUUCUGUUUUUCCAGAAAGCCAGAGGAACUAUAUCAUCCGACGCAUUGGAGACGUUCUAUUGGAGCAGUUCUCAGGUUUGCAUGGCUCUCACAUGAUAGAGCUGUAUAGUGAUUUUUGCAGUCAGCAUCCGGAGGCACUAAAGAUUUAUAAACAGCUGCUACAGAGUAACAGGAAACUACAGUUGUUCCUUAGACAGCAAAGUACUAACUCUGUCAUCAAACGACGUGAAAUCCCAGAAUUCCUACUGCUUGUCACGCAGAGAAUCACAAAGUAUCCUGUUCUGCUGGAGAGACUGCUUCAACACACAGAGGAUGGCAGCGCUGAGAAGUAUGAUAUAACAAUGGCAUUAGAGGCCCUGCGCGGAGUGAUAGAGGAGGUGGAGCGACGUGUGGGUGAAUAUGAGCGUUCGAAGAAACUACAAGAUAUCAUCAAUCGCCUAGACAAUAAAAGCUGCACUCGCAUGAAGAACGGCGAGUUCUUCAGUAAACAAGACCUGCAGAAAACUCACCGUAGUCUCAUGCAUUCGGCCGUGCUCACGUGCAGGACCACCUCUGGCAGAUUGAAAGAUGUUCUCGGUCUGCUCCUCACCGAUGUUCUGGCUUUCCUCCAGGAGAAAGAACAGAAGUUUGUCUUUGCUGCAUUGGAGCAGAAACCAUCUGUGAUGCCUCUACAGAGACUCAUAGUGAGAGAGAUAGCCAAUCAGGAGAGAGGAUUAUUUCUGAUCAGUAGCGAGUGCUCUGCAGGACCAGAGAUGUAUGAGAUACACACACAGACCCGCGAGGAGCGAAACACCUGGAUGUCGCUGCUGAGACAGGCAACUGAGAGCCUACCCGAUGAUCAGAUCAAGAAGAUAGAGGGGGAAAUCAAGGUCAAGAAAAUACAGAAAUUACUAGAGGCACUGUUCUCUUUAGAUUUGCAGCUGUGCUCUGUUAUCGAAGAGAAGUUAAGGAUCUGUAGAGGAACUGGUAGAUGGAAUCAGGCUACCUGUCGGCUGCUUGUUCAGCCCCACCCUGAAAACACUCCUCAGGGUAUCACACUGCUAUCUGAUGCGCAGGCAGAAGUGGUGAAGUUGGCCAACACUUUAUUGUCUUGGCUGUUCCCAUUCAUUUGGUCAUCAGGUAACCAUGACAACUUUGGCCAGGACGCAGUGACCAGUAUCAAACCAAGUAUCCCUAGUAAGGCCAGAAGAUGUGCUCUGGUAGAAUCAGGGGUGGGGCCUCUCGCUAUAUCUCAAAUAAGCCCCGCCCACCAGACUUAUGCAAAGAUAGCGGAGAGUGUUCACAGCUUAAUCCAUAUGCUAUAUAGUCUACAGGCUUCUAUAAUAAUCCAGGACAGUUGCUUUGAAGUUCAAAAACUCCUUCUUCUGGAGGGAGAAGCUCUACCCACAAGUCCUAUCAGUGAUUAUGAUGUCAGAAAGAGCUUGGCCACCGUGGGUGUAGUGGUUGGAACCGCGGGCGUGCGACAGAAGGAACUGGAGAGGAGAGAGAGGGAGCACACUGAACUCAUGAAUAUACUCAUGAAAGAAAGAGAGCAGUAUGAGGAGGAGUUAAUGGAGUUUGAAAAGAUGGCCGAAGAUCUGAGAAAGGAGGAAAAGAUGGUGGAGGAGGAAAGGAGGAGAUUGGGGGAAGAGGGGAAAAGAGUGAUGAAGGACAGGAAGCGUCUGGAGACACAGCUGAGACACAUUCAACACAAUUCAAACGGUCGCCAGAGAGAUCGGAAGUUUGUUACAUCACAGGAGAAAUGA